Drosophila grimshawi is the source of this 2402-nucleotide messenger RNA. It is a transcript of the gene Mcm5, whose product is annotated as DNA replication licensing factor Mcm5. The transcript is spliced from 4 exons. The coding region runs from base 115 to 2319 and encodes 734 amino acids. The record is from RefSeq and is a predicted model, not a curated record. Lineage: Eukaryota; Metazoa; Arthropoda; Insecta; Diptera; Drosophilidae. Gene Ontology annotation, cellular component: MCM complex; nucleus. Gene Ontology annotation, biological process: double-strand break repair via break-induced replication; DNA replication; DNA replication initiation. Gene Ontology annotation, molecular function: 3'-5' DNA helicase activity; ATP binding; single-stranded DNA binding.
UAUUUUGGCGGCAAAAUUUUAUUGGGCAUCGUGAUUGAGGCGUUGGUAUUAAAAAUAGUAAAUUAAAAAAGUUUGAUUUUAAAGAAGCCACUUUGCCGGUUGUAAUCAAUUAAAAUGGACGGCUUUGAUGAUGCGGGCGUAUUUUUCUCCGACAACUUUGGCAACGAUCAACAGUCGAAUGGAGCCCAAAUUAAUUUGCAGGCCGUAAAGAAAAAGUACAAAGAAUUUAUUCGCACUUUCAACGAAGACAAUUUCUACUAUAAAUAUCGUGAUAAUCUCAAGCGAAACUAUCUCAAUGGACGCUACUUUCUGGAGAUCGAAAUGGAAGACUUGGUAGGAUUUGAUGAAACGCUUGCGGAUAAUUUAAACAAACAGCCGACGGAGCAUUUGCAGAUCUUCGAGGAGGCUGCUCGCGAGGUGGCCGAUGAGAUAACGGCACCGCGGCCAGAGCACGAGGAACACAUGCACGACAUCCAAAUACUGCUGAUGUCCGGCGCAAAUCCGACAAAUAUCCGUCAACUGAAAUCGGACAGCGUUUCACGGCUGGUGAAAAUUGCCGGGAUUAUUGUGGCUGCUUCGGGCAUUCAGGCGAAGGCGACACGCAUGUCGAUCAUGUGCCGCUCUUGCAGCACUGUUAUACCCAAUCUGAAGGUGAAUCCGGGAUUGGAGGGGUAUGCCCUGCCGCGUAAAUGUAACACCGAGCAGGCUGGUAGACCCAAGUGUCCACUGGAUCCGUUCUUCAUUAUGCCGGACAAAUGCAAAUGCGUCGAUUUCCAAACGCUCAAGCUGCAGGAGUUGCCGGACUUUGUGCCCCAGGGCGAAAUUCCAAGACAUCUGCAGUUGUUCUGCGAUCGUUCGCUCUGCGAACGUGUUGUGCCCGGCAAUCGUGUCCUCAUCCACGGCAUCUAUUCCAUCCGAAAAGUGGGCAAGCCGACGAGGCAAGACGGUCGCGAAAAGGCUGUGCUCGGAGUGCGUGCUCCGUAUAUGCGUGUUGUGGGCAUCAUUGUGGAUGCGGAGGGAGCGGGCGCUGUGUCGCGCUACAAUAACAUCUCCAUCGAGGAGGAGGAGAACUUUAGGCGGUACGCCGCCUCGCCGGAUAUCUAUGAUCGCCUCUCCAAAUCCCUGGCACCCAGCAUCUUUGGCUCGAACGACAUAAAGAAGGCAAUCACCUGCAUGCUCUUUGGUGGCUCACGCAAGCGUCUCCCGGACGGUCUCUGUCGUCGUGGCGACAUUAAUGUCCUCCUGCUGGGAGAUCCGGGGACGGCUAAGUCGCAGCUGCUCAAGUUUGUCGAGAAGGUUGCCCCAAUUGGCGUCUACACCUCCGGCAAGGGCUCGAGUGCAGCGGGUCUCACGGCGUCUGUUAUGAAGGAUCCACACACGCGUAAUUUCGUUAUGGAAGGUGGCGCCAUGGUUCUGGCUGAUGGUGGCGUCGUUUGCAUUGAUGAGUUCGACAAGAUGCGCGAAGAUGAUCGCGUUGCCAUUCACGAGGCAAUGGAGCAGCAGACCAUAUCGAUUGCCAAGGCUGGCAUAACAACCACUUUGAACUCACGUUGCUCGGUGCUGGCAGCUGCCAACUCGAUCUUUGGUCGUUGGGAUGAUACGAAGGGCGAGGAGAACAUUGAUUUUAUGCCAACGAUUCUGUCCCGAUUCGACAUGAUUUUCAUUGUGAAGGAUGUACAUGAUGAGGCCCGAGACAUCACCAUGGCAAAACACAUUAUAAACGUGCAUCUCAGCUCAAACAAGUCGGCGCCAUCAGAGCCGGCAGAAGGUGAAAUCCCCUUGGCCAUGUUCAAGAAGUAUAUUCACUAUUGUCGCACCCAUUGCGGUCCGAGACUCAGUGAGGCUGCUGGGGAAAAACUAAAGAGUCGCUAUGUCCUGAUGCGUUCGGGUGCCGGGCAACAGGAGAAGUCGGCGGAUAAGCGCCAUUGCAUUCCAAUUACGGUGCGCCAAUUGGAAGCUGUGAUUCGUAUUUCGGAAUCAUUAGCAAAAAUGCAUUUACUGCCGUUUGUCACCGAUGAACAUGUGAAUGAAGCUCUGCGCCUCUUCCAAGUGUCUACUCUAGAUGCCGCCACAACGGGUAGUCUGGCUGGUGCCGAGGGUUUCACCACCGAGGAGGAUCAAGAAACUUUAAACCGUAUCGAGAAACAACUGAAGCGACGUUUUGCUAUCGGCUCUCAAGUUUCCGAGCAAAAUAUUUUACAGGAUUUCUUGCGCCAAAAAUAUGAGGAGAGAGCUGUAAUGAAAGUCGUCCAUACGAUGAUUCGACGUGGCGAGCUUCAGCACAGAAUGCAACGCAAGAUGCUUUAUCGUAUUUGCUAAAUUCAAUGAAUUACGAAUCAAUCACAAACAUAACUUAUAUUACAUUUCCAAAAACUAUUUUUCAAUAAAUCAUUUUUACAAUA